AUGGACGAUCGGAAGAAAAUCGCCGAACUCGAAGCCGAUUUGGAAGGAAUGAGAAAGGACAAAGACGUCGAGAUGAGACGAUUGGCAGCAGAUAUGGUUCAAAUCGAGGCGAAGUUAAUGAGGAGAAUCGCAAAGUUGUGGGCUGAAUUGGUUGACGGAUGGACGAGGAAUCGUGAAUUGGAAAGGAAAAUGACCGAGACGAAAAAGAAGAACGAGGAUCUCGAAGCACAAUUGAAUGAAAUCCAACAAGAACUUGUCGAAGCUCGAGGAAAAAUCUACCGACUCGAGACGGAAAUUAAAUGUGAACAAAAAGAGAGAAGCGAUGGAUUCACGAAGAUCAACUCGAAAAUCUCUCAAAGUGAUGAUCGAUCGACGCAAAUUGAUGCUGAAUUGAAAGUCGAGAUAGAUUCCAAAGUCGCCGAAAUGUCAAAAAUCAUCUCCAUGAAAAUGGCUCAAAUUGAGACGGAUUUAAUGGGGGAAAACGCCGAGACGAAGAAGAAGAACGACGAUCUCGAAGCACAAUUAAGACUUCAAAAUACGGAAGUGAGAGACGGAAAAGCCAACAUUGGAGAGCUCGAAGGGAAAAUCAACGCGUUGGAGAGCAAAAACUUUGAUCUCGAAACCCAAAUAAAUCGGACGAUCACUUUCUUGGAUCUGGAUGGAUGGUCGUAUUUGGCAAAAACCGCUUCAUGGUACAAGGUUGUCGACCAACCAAUGACAUUCGAUGAAGCCAAGGCAUAUUGUGCGAUUCGAAAGAGCCAUUUAGUCUCCAUUCAAAGUCAAGUAGAGAAUGAUUUUGUCCAAGAACUCGCGAAAGCUGUUGAUUCGAAUGCUGGGUUCUGGAUCGGACUAAAGAAAAAUCUGAACAAAGGAAAUGCUUUUGAAUGGACGGAUCGGAGUUCGGUGGAUUUCACGAAUUGGUUACCGGGAUAUCCGGAUUCGGAGACCCACGCUGUGGAUGAGGCCUUUCUCGGCGAAAUCAUCUUCAAUCCUCCCAUUCAGGAGAUGGAGCUCGUUGAAAAGGUU
Messenger RNA from Mesorhabditis belari, 1026 nucleotides. The record is from the annotation of a GenBank genome assembly. Lineage: Eukaryota; Metazoa; Nematoda; Chromadorea; Rhabditida; Rhabditidae.